Molecule: messenger RNA, 4338 nt
Organism: Symbiodinium sp. CCMP2592
Lineage: Eukaryota; Dinophyceae; Suessiales; Symbiodiniaceae
Source: the annotation of a GenBank genome assembly
AUGAUUGUCAUGAUGUUGCUGGAGCACGUGAUUGCAUGUUUCUGGUUUGGGCUCGGCAGAAUGGAGUCCUCAUCGGGCACAUGGCUCACACAUUCGGCAGUCGCUGACGGCUCCUUCGCGAAUCAGUAUACUUACAGCCUUCGUUGGGCACUGGGACAGCUGGGUAUUGGAUCCACCGAGAUUGAGGCUCUCACGGAAGCGGAAGGCUACUACUCUAUCGCCGUGGCCUUUGUGUCCAUCAUCAUCUUUGCCACCGUGCUUAGUUCCAUGACUUCGCUGGUCUCUGCCCUACACAGCCGAAGGACGGAGGAGAUGAGACAGUUCGGUCUGCUAAAGCGCUUCCUUCGUCAGAACCGAAUUCCGAAAAGCUUGAUCCAGCCGUUGCGAGUAAAAGUGCUAAAUUCGAAUUGCGGUGCGUCCAUGGAUGGUCAUUUGUGUGGGGCGACAGAUGCCGGGACCUCUGGCCUGCUGAAUGGAGUUCCGCAGGGCUCUGGAGGGACGGAGAAUGCCAACCUUGCUGUGGAAGCUGGAGAGAGAGGAGGGAGCCAACAGGCUAAUGGACCCUCUGUGCCGGUGGCAGGGUUUGAAGCGCAGUCCCAGCCGGGGACAGUGGAGCCCGCAUCUACGCUGGAGCAGGGUGGGCGAUCGAACGCCCAUGCGAUUCCUGAUGUAGGCGGUAGACCAGCUCUGGCAACUGGGAAUGCGUCGAGGCAGUCGGUUACAUCAAAUGAUUUUCUCACGCCGCGAUCGGUGGCAACAGUACAGGGCCAGCCUAACUGGCUCGGGUGGACAUGCGUUUACCUUGCGGUCACCUGUGAGACAGAGGCCGCUCAUGAGACCAACGACACCACCAAGCAGCUAGAUGAUGCCGAGUUCCGGAACGAGCAGCUGAUGAGGGAUCUACAAGCCGCGAGGGUUGAGGCAGAGGACGGCUAUCGGGCUCCGGAGGGUUCUUGGGUGAUCCACUUCCCGUACCAGAGGGUCUUGGAGGGCUACUCAGUGCUCCGCUACCACUGCCAGGACUCCCUGAAGCAGACCGAGUUCGAGGGAGACAGCAGGAUCCACAACCACAAGCUCCGCCGGCCUCAGCACCGACGAUCUGAAACACCACCGCCUCCAGGGGAGCGGUCACAAUCUGAGUCCCCAAUGCUGGAAACCAUCGCUAAGGGCAUGAAGCAGCUACAGGAACUACAAGCCCAGGCUAUGUCUAGGACGUCAGCUACGGCAAGUGAGACGGUGAAACCAGGAACCCUAGCGCUGGCAGAGCUUCCGGAUGUUCAUGGAGGCGCGCAGUCGGCGUUGCUGUUUCAGGAUUGGAUUGAAGUGUCGUGUUCUGUGAUGGCAGAUGUUUCAGAGCAGUCUGGAGCGUGGUGGAAGUCUGUAAUGCUGCUGGUAGAGAGUGCCUAUGUGCGGUGGCUGAAUGCCACUCCCUUGGAGCGAUUGGCCAUCGGUCCAGAGGGAACAGAGGACCUGGUGACCAACAGGUGGACACGCCUCAAUGCACGGGUGACUUCAAUGUUACUGUCAGCUAUGACCUCAGAGCUGAAAGCAGACAUGCUGUCGCAGAGGAUUAGCCAGAAUGCGCCGAAGAUGGUUUUCAGGUUGUUUACUUGGUUUCAGCCAGGAGGGUCAGCAGAGCGGCAAGAAGUGUUAAGGAGAUUGCAAACACCGCAGGACUAUGUGGUGGGCGAGGGAGUUCAGGACGCCCUGAAGGAGAUCCGUGGAUGGCCGAGGUGGCUUGCAAGAUGCUCAAACAUGGGAAUGGUCCCACCGGACCCUUCGGUUAUGGCAAGGGGACUACAUAGUGUUUCUCAGAAGCAUAUCGCUGCCUCACAGGACUCGGCGUUCAGGACGGCGAUGUUGCGGACAGCACUUCGUCUGGACGGGCAACCGUCCUUGGAGCAGGUGCGAUCGUACCAGCGACACUUGCAGGCCGAGCUUGAGAAUUUGGCGGCCGCUCACUCAUCGUCUACAACGGCAAUUCCUCAUGCAAGGGCGGUGGAAGGACCUUCGACGCCAACGUCACCUACUACCGGAAAGGGCGGAGGCAAGCAGAAGGAUAAGAGUGGAGAGCUCUGCAGAUACUUCGCGAAGGCCUCGGGAUGCAAGAGAGGCGAUCGUUGUACAUACUCGCACAGUAUGCAGCUGAUGGAUCGUGACUUACGUUCCCGCAAGUGUCUGAGAUGUGGCAGUGAAGCUCACCGGGCCAAGGACUGCGUUGUGGGCAAGAGUACACCAAAGGGGGCCCCAACAACCCCGCCAGCGAAGCAAGGAGACAAAGGAGGGGGAAGGGAUCCUGGUGUGUCCUCGGUGAGCACGGCGUCCUCAACACUCAACGGCGCAGAGGUACCAGUCCAGGGCGUUCAAUGGACAAUGGAAACCCUUAUGCAGGCAGCCCAGCAGGUGAUCCAGAACCAAGCCUCAACUUCGCCUUCGGGAGAUUCGUCACCUGAGAAGACUAAGCCGCAGCUACGGGUAUUGGCUAUACGGGACAUUAGGGUGUCCUCAAUGAACGACACAACCUCGGCACUUCUGGACUCGGGCGCUACGCACUGCCUACGAAGUGCAGUCGAUGAUCGAGAAUGGCAGGAGGCGGAAGAGGUCCUUGUGAAGCUAGCAGCCGAUAGGACGUUAGGGUACACUCUAACAUGGUCGCCGCAGGGAUGUAAGUUGCGAGAUGAGUUUGGUGUGGAGCGCAACCUGAAGGUCUCGGGUGGAUGCCCCCUACUACAAGAAACGGAGGCCCUCGCAAUGAUCUCGAGGCUCGAAGACAAGAAGAGAGAGAUGUUGGAGAACCAUACCACGGUGACCAUGGAUGCGGUGGCUUUGGCGGCGAUGAGACUGGAGUUGUCAUGGAGGGAUCAUUUGGAGCAGUACGUCAAGGACGGGUCAAUGGAGGCAGGUCUGCGAGCGCUACGGGAUGUUCCAUUCCUACAGGAUAUGCCGGGUGAGUGUGUAGAUGGCCUGGUUCAAACGGGUCUUCACAAGAAGGGCUGGAAGGUGAUGAAGGAGGUGGACUUCCUUACGCGUCCUCAGAAGAGGUAUUUGUUUGGAGCGAAGAAAUGGAUCGUCCAUGUAUGCGCGGGCAAUCCUGGACACUAUCAGUUCUUCCAGCUCGAUGAUGGCCAUACUGCUGUGUUGGAGAUAGACCUCGACCGCAACCGAGGCCAGGACCUGAUGAAGAGCUCUACGUGGCGACUGCUUCUAUGGGGGGCGGUCACGGGAAGAAUAGACUCUCUCAUAGGAGGACCCCCAGGUCGAUGUGCUUCCUUCAACCAUAUCGACAAGUACGGCGACAAGGACCUCAGGAGUUUGACCGUGAUUACAAGAAUGCUUUGGUUGUACACAGUAGCUACGGCCUCCCGCAUGGCAUGUUCAGGGGAGGUACAGCAGCAGCAUCAUGGUCGUCCAGUGGGCUUUGUUUUGGAGCAUCCCGCGGAGGAGAUCCGAGCUGAGCGGUCCUUGUGGAGAACGCCACUAUGGGAGACCUUCCAAGAGGAGAUGGGGAUGUCCAAGGUUACGUUUGACCAGCAAUGCAUGGGGGCAUCGAUGUCGUCCUUAACUACAAUGGGAACCAACAACUACUACUUGAUGGGACUGGAUGGUGUAGGUCGGGAUUUGGACCAGCCCACGGACAGCGGGGAACGACACCAAUGCAGCGGAGUUUGGUCGCCAGGGCUAGUGAAUGCGUUGGUGAUGGAGUUCGCGAAGGCCUACUCGGGACGGUCGCCCCCUGAAGACAAUGGUUUGCGAGAUCCACAAGAUGCGGAGCGCAACUACGAGGAGGAGGGUGAUGGCAAGGAGCUUGCAGGACCUUCUCUACUACCACCACGUGAAGAAGGGGAAGGCGAUCAGAACUUAGAAGUUAGUCAGGAUGGCGAGGAGCUUGCUAGACCUUCUCAACUACCACCACGUGAAGAAGGGGAUCCGUUUAGUUUCGUCGACGAUGAGCCAAGUGAGCAGGGUCCAGCACAAGAUGACGAAGAUGAGCUAAGUGAGCAAGGCCACCAGUCGUCGUAUGAUGAAGAGGUGGAUAAGGACCUCAUGGGCUUUGUUGGUGGGUCACAGGAACAAAAGCGCAGCUAUGAGGAAGAGGACUUGGACUAUGAGCCAUCGCUACCUGGAGAUGAUCCCCCUUGUGAGCUACCAGGUGAUCUUCCCAGGAGGAGUGCGCAGGUACCUUUUCCGGAUUGCGAGGCACCUGAAAUGACACACCUACUGUUUGCCCGUGCUCUACCAAACAAUCCCAAAGGCUCCAAAGCAUCGUCAUGGCCAAUACUUUCGUUUUGGGUGAGUGCUGGGCUAUUUCUGCCAAGCGGCGUUGCGUCUGGGGUCUAA